Molecule: messenger RNA, 861 nt
Organism: Cinclus cinclus
Lineage: Eukaryota; Metazoa; Chordata; Aves; Passeriformes; Cinclidae
Gene: FTH1
Product: ferritin heavy chain 1
Exons: 4
Coding region: 149-691 (180 amino acids)
Biological process (GO): iron ion transport; intracellular iron ion homeostasis
Cellular component (GO): cytoplasm
Molecular function (GO): ferric iron binding; ferrous iron binding
Source: RefSeq, a predicted model, not a curated record
CAGCGCGUCGGCGGCGGAGCGGAGCGGGUUCCUGCGUCAACAGUGCUUGGACGGAACCGGCUGCGCUCGGGCCCGCCACCCCCCCCCUUACCCUCUCCGUCACCACAGCCUACACAGUCACCGCAACACUCACCAGAGCACCUCAGCCAUGGCAGCGCCCCCUUCUCAGGUGCGCCAGAACUACCACCAGGACUGCGAGGCCGCCGUUAACCGCCAGAUCAACCUGGAGCUUUACGCGUCCUACGUGUACCUCAGCAUGUCCUACUAUUUUGACCGGGAUGAUGUGGCCCUGAAAAACUUUGCCAAGUACUUCCUGCAUCAGUCCCACGAGGAGCGGGAGCAUGCUGAGAAGCUGAUGAAGCUGCAGAACCAGAGGGGCGGGCGAAUCUUCCUUCAGGACAUCAAGAAGCCAGACCGUGAUGACUGGGAGAAUGGCCUGACUGCCAUGGAGUGUGCCCUGCACCUGGAGAAAAACGUGAACCAGUCACUGCUAGAGCUGCACAAAUUGGCAACCGAAAAGAACGACCCACACCUGUGUGACUUCAUCGAGACCCAUUACCUGGAUGAGCAGGUGAAAGCCAUCAAGGAGCUGGGUGACCAUGUGACCAACCUGCGGAAGAUGGGGGCCCCCAAGUACGGCAUGGCAGAGUAUCUGUUCGACAAGCACACCCUCGGGGACUGUGACAGCUGAAGCCUUGCUAAGAGCCACGCUGUGGGCUUCAGUGGGACUCCUACUUACUGUCCAGCCGUGCAUGCAGCUUCAGCUACCUAGAUAAACAGUUCCAUUCUCUGUACCAAAUAUCCCCCCCUCUCUUUGUGUUUUAUGUACUGCCCUCCAGCUAAUAAAGUGACUUGGUUCCA